Ceratitis capitata (Mediterranean fruit fly) is the source of this 1540-nucleotide messenger RNA. Its product is annotated as mannose-6-phosphate isomerase. The transcript has a single exon. The record is from RefSeq and is a predicted model, not a curated record. Gene Ontology annotation, biological process: GDP-mannose biosynthetic process; carbohydrate metabolic process. The coding region runs from base 238 to 1455 and encodes 405 amino acids. Gene Ontology annotation, molecular function: zinc ion binding; mannose-6-phosphate isomerase activity. NCBI's taxonomy places the organism in Eukaryota, Metazoa, Arthropoda, Insecta, Diptera, Tephritidae. Gene Ontology annotation, cellular component: cytosol.
GGCUCCUCAUAAAGGCGGCUUAGAAUAAACUAAACGGAAGGACCGUUUGUUUGAAAUUGGAAAAUCGCGUACGUAAUAAGUUUAAGCUUAAGCCUAUUGGGAAUUCAAGAUACCUACACGUACAAAAUUUGCUUAUUUUUCAAACUCGUUAGCUGUCAAUCCGAACGGGAGAAAGAAAAAAGUGCCGACUGCCAAAAAUAAAAUUGAACUUUAAAGAAAUUUUAAUUGCUGAUAAAAAUGGAAUUGAUUGGCGACGUACACAAAGACCUAUGGGGAAAGAAGGGCAGCAAUUCGUUGGUGGCUCAAAUUGCCAAACUCAAUGAUGAGACUUUCAAAAUUGAUGAGAAUAUGCACUACUCGGAACUAUGGAUCGGGUCAUAUGCUAGCGGCGCAGGCAGGAUUAAAACUAGUGGGACUGCGCUCCCGAAGGAAUUGCCAUUCGUAAUGAAAGUGGUGAGCAUAAAUAAGGCUUUGAAUAUUGAAAUGCAUCCCACUAAAGCGGACGCUGAAGUAUUGCACGUGAAAGAACCCAAACUGUACAAGGAUCCCAAUCAUAGACCCGAAAUGAUAAUUGCACUCACACCAUUCGUGGGAUUGUGUGGCUUUCGGCCACUUGCGCAAAUCAAAGCUAUCUUAACGGAUAUUUAUCCACUUAAAGCGGUGGCAGUAGAAAACUCCGAUGACUUUGAUCGGUUGGCUGCGGACGAUGCACUGGGUUUGCGUAAUUGCUAUACGAAAUUGAUUGCCACCGAUGGUGAGGAGAUAAGCAAAUGCAUCAAUAUCAUUUCCAGUGAUUUUGGCAAAGAGCUGUGCAAUUUUGAUGUACUCGAAAUUUUUAACAAAUUGAAAAAUGAUUUCCCCAAUGACAUUGGCGUACUUUCGAUAUUCUUUCUGAACAUUGUGCGGCUGGAGCCUGGUGAGGCGUUGUUUAUCGGCGCUAAUGAACUGCACGCAUACCUCUCGGGCGAUUGUGUGGAAUGUGUGGCCUGUUCGGAUAAUGUACUACGUGCGGGUUUGACAAACAAAUAUCGGGAUAUAAAGAAUCUAGUCAACUUGGUGGAUUGCAAAAGCGUUGCGGCUGAAGACAAAGUACUCAAACCUCUACCUAUUGACGAGCAUUGUUUGUUAUUCAAGGCUCCGGUUGAGGAUUUUUUGGUCAUAAAAUUAACUUUGGCCCAUUCAGAUCCGGAGUAUAUUUGGAAAAUCCAGCAAACGCCGGCAAUAUUACUUGUCUUAAGCGGUCAGCGUUUACUGAGUGGUAAAGCCUUCAAUCAAUUGCUACUAAAACGGGGUUCAAUUCUGUAUUUGCCUUUUGAGGUGGGCACCGAACUGCAUUUCUCAGUCAGUGGGGAGAUUGAAGAGGAAUUUUUGGCUUACAUGAGCACACCAAAUAUGACGCCGCCUGAAACGGAGGACUCUUUAAACCAGACUGCAGAUGAUUUUGAGGUGAACUAAAAUUUUAUGCAACAAAAAAAAACCACAAAAAUAAUAAUAAAAAUGAGAAACUCAAUUCGCGGGCUUCAGCUUAAGGGUUAUGAAA